Messenger RNA from Aspergillus tanneri, 789 nucleotides. RefSeq lists its product as uncharacterized. The record is from RefSeq and is a predicted model, not a curated record. The coding region runs from base 1 to 789 and encodes 262 amino acids. Gene Ontology annotation, biological process: exocytosis. Gene Ontology annotation, molecular function: guanyl-nucleotide exchange factor activity. Lineage: Eukaryota; Fungi; Ascomycota; Eurotiomycetes; Eurotiales; Aspergillaceae. The transcript has 2 exons. Gene Ontology annotation, cellular component: cell tip; Golgi to plasma membrane transport vesicle.
AUGUCGACUACGACUACGACCACUGCUCUUGCGUCGACUACACUGGUCGGAAUGCUCCCCACCAUUACCGCGACGCCCUUAGUUUCGGGAAAGAACUGUCCAACCUGUGGCCAGGAGAGUCUUCCGUCGCAGUACCAGGCAGAUGCUCGGAAAAGGGUCAAUGAGUUGGAAAACCAGGUGGAGUGCCUGAACGUGCAGGCAGCACAUAUGGCUGAAAAACUGGUCGAGUACGAAGAGCAAAUGCGCCGUCUCCGCGCCCAGGCCGCUAUACACAAGUCCCGGAAUGGUUCCUCCGUCUCGUCGUCCGCUUCCUCUGCCCAGUCGAAUCACGCCGACCCCUCAUUGUCGCCUCCUCAACCCCCGCAGUCCCAGCAACAGGGCCGCCUUUCCACCCUGACCUCUCUUCUCCAUUAUGGCCGACCGAGUACCUCAUCGCCGCCGCAAGCACCCGCGCAACCCGUCGUGCAGACGCCGCCUCCGCCACCUCCGCCCCAGCCUGAUGAGAGGGUCGAGUGGCAGAAUGCACUCAGCCGGGAGCAGAACUUGCGUCGAGAAGCGGAAACGCAGCUCUCACAGGCCAGCACCGAGCUGGAGGAAUUGACCGCGCAACUAUUCAGUCAGGCUAAUGAGAUGGUUGCGCAGGAGCGGAGGGCAAGGGCGAAACUAGAGGAGCGAGUCGUGGUGUUGGAACGACGAGAUGUUGAGAAAAGACAGCGUCUCGAAAGACUGGAGAAGGCCGUGGAGAGAGUGGAACGGAUCCGAGCCCUGGUUAGGGGUUCUGAUCUAUGA